AUGCAUCUCCAACCCAUCGACAACACGGAAAUAGAGCCCUUCACCAUCGCCAUGGAUCCCGACCCCCGGCUCAACCCCGCCAUGGAAGCGCAGCAAGACCCCUUCGACGACGUCUGGGGCUCCGCGCCAGGCUCGCCAACCGUCGUGGCCCUCGACGCACCCGCGGGCGCGCACCCGUCAGACAUGCCAAGGCUGCAGGCCGAACACACGACCGCCGGCUACCGCGAGGGCGUCACCGCCGCCAAGGCCACGAGCAUCCAGGCAGGGUUCGACGAGGGCUUCAGCCUGGGCGCCGAGAUCGGGUCCCUGGCGGGCCAGCUCCUGGGCCUGCUCGAAGGAAUCGCCCACGCCUUGGAUGAUGGCGGCCAGGGAGAUGAAGCCGUCGCGAAGGAUGCGCGACGGGCCCUUGACGAGGCCAAAGCUGAGCUCAAGACUGACUCGAUCUUUACGCCUGCCUUCUGGAAUACCGACGGCACCUGGAAGUUCCACGUCGAGAGAUCAUCGUCAUCGGGCGAUGAAGAAAUUCUCUUCUCCGACGUGGCUCGUGCCCAUCCCCUCAUUCAGAAGUGGACAAAGGCCGUAGAUGCCGAGAUUGAGCGAUGGGGCAUCGAACUCAAUGCCAUCGGCGACGCAGAGGACCACGAGAGACAGCCCAGCCCGGAGCGGGUGCCGAGCUCUGCGGUACCGCAGACGAAGAAGGCGCUGGACUGGUGA
This is a messenger RNA of Colletotrichum aenigma, 714 nucleotides long. RefSeq lists its product as uncharacterized. The coding region runs from base 1 to 714 and encodes 237 amino acids. The transcript has a single exon. The record is from RefSeq and is a predicted model, not a curated record. NCBI's taxonomy places the organism in Eukaryota, Fungi, Ascomycota, Sordariomycetes, Glomerellales, Glomerellaceae.